AUGGUGCAAUACAGGGCACUGGUGAUAGCUCUGAUUCUGCUCCUUAGCACCACUGUCCCCGAAGUGCACUCAAAGUACAUCGACAGAGACCGUCGUGACUUGAUGGUCAUCCCUGAUGCAGCUGCAGCUUACGUCUACGAAGCUGUGAACAAGAUAUCCCCUAGAUUUGCUCAGUUCUUGCUGGAUGUUUCCCAGACUACACCAGUUUCUGUGACCAGGAACUUCCUCAUCAGAGAAACAACUAAACUCACUAUACUGGCAGAACAGCUGGUGGAAAAAAUAAAGAGCAUUUGGACAAAAGUGCGAGGCUACUACUAGUUGGAAGAAAAGUCAGUGUUCCCUUAAGUGAGUGGGUAUUAUCCUGCAGUGUCCUCUUUCCCCUUGCCUCUACUACAGACCAAGAUCAGUCAAUAACAAAGAAUAGAUGCUCCUGUUAAUGCGACUAGAGGGAACCCAGCAUCAAAGACCAAAGGAUGGAUGACA
Molecule: messenger RNA, 483 nt
Organism: Phasianus colchicus (ring-necked pheasant)
Lineage: Eukaryota; Metazoa; Chordata; Aves; Galliformes; Phasianidae
Product: apovitellenin-1-like
Biological process (GO): lipid metabolic process
Cellular component (GO): chylomicron
Molecular function (GO): enzyme inhibitor activity
Source: RefSeq, a predicted model, not a curated record